UUCUACUAUACCAUUUUUCGUAGAAGACGCAUUCUAUUUUUAGUAGAACGUAUUUUAAAAAACUUAUUUACCAAGUUUUUGAACAAAAGAAAAUUACCAGCUUGUGUAUAUGGAUGUUUUACUAAUUGUUUAUAUUUUUAAUAAUUUUUUUGAUUAACAAAAUUAUUUAUUUCAUUAGCUUUCAGAAAUACAAAGGAUAUAAAGGAGAAAAAAAUAGACAAAAUUGGUUUUAUACCAAAGAGACAACAACCUUGUUUUUUUGUUCUCUUUUAGCAAUUUUCCCUUUUUUUUUUCAUCAUCAGAAAAUUUUAUUUACUAAGGGAAGUUUGUACAUAAGAGAGCUAACACCAGAAAAUAACACAAGAGGGCCUUUUUAGUUUUUACACGAGCUUCCUUAGCUAACCUAUCAGCUAAAACGUAAUCUAGUCUAUUGAUAUAUUGGAAACGAAAUUUUUUAUUUUGAUGAGCUCCAUGCUAUCAUCCAACUGAGUUUGGAUAUGAGCAUCUUUGAGAGACUGAUUCUUCCUUGGGAAUGGAACAAAAUUCUUUAGCUUCCUGGAGAGGUUAAUUGGCAGAAUCUCCACAAAAGAGAACGUCGUUAUACGAUAGUCUCUUAACUUGAAAGACAACUUCCCUAAGAGCAUCUGUGACCUCACGGUGUAUAACUGAAAUUUCGGAGUUGUUUGAAAACAUGAAUAUCGGUAUUAGAAUUGUUUGAAAAAUAACAGUACAAAAAAGUAUAUUGUUCUUUUAUCCUAUAAUAUAGAUAAAAAAAUUUUGAGUAUAUAUUGUCAAGAACUAGUCUAUGAAUACUUUUCGAUUUUCCAAUACUUGGAUAGGUUCGGAUCGACUGCAUCCAUAGCGAGUGUAAUAACCAAAUCUAUCUUUGUAUAAAUGUGGAUCAAACAUCAUUUUCAGGAAUAUAUAACACAGUUAAUUAAUUGCAGAAAAUAAAUGUCAAUCUUAAUCAGAUAAAUACACAAUAUUCCACAUAUGUGAACUUUGGUCCGAAUUCAACUAUAACAUAUAUGAAAAAAGAAUUGAAAAUGUGGACAUAUGAAAAUCAUAACAAAUUUUUGUCCUUUUAUCUUUUUAUACAUUGUGUAACAAUGAGUCCUCUUCUCCUAUUUACUCUUCCUGUUUUGUCUUAAAUAGAAAAAAAAAUUAUGAUGUAUGAUGAUCAGUCUGACGACUUAUAUUUCUCUCUCCCUAUCUCAAUAUAAAUGACCAUGUGGUGUUUUGCAGCUAUAUAUAUAUGGACAACUGUGAAUGCAUUUUGCUAUCUAUCUCUCUAUAGUAGAAAAGAGGAAACACACAAACAAAACAAUAGUAGAAAAGAAUAAUUAAGUAAAGGAAAGAAGUCUCUCUUUUGAUCUCUUCCACUUAUAUCUCUCAUCUUCAAAUUAAGAAGCAAGAGAUAGAUCUCUUCCUCAGGUUUGUCUUCUUUCCCUAACCAUUUCUGUGCAACAUCCACUAUCACCAUCACCAUCAAUCUUCUGAAUCCAUCUUUCUGUAGCAGCUACCUCAAUAAUACUAGGAAGUAUCUAAGUCAUCUCUCUGUCUCUCUCUUUUAACUAUUUUGUAAGCCAAGAAGUUAGAUCCAUCCACUCCAUCUUACUUACAAAGUUCUAAAACUUAAUUUAUGCUCCCCUAAAUAUUUCAGUAUCCAGAAAAGAACCCUAAUCUCUCGAACCCUAGUUUAGAUAUUUUAUUAUAAAAAAUAUGGAUUCGAUUUCUCAAAAUCAUAAUAACAAGAACCCUAGUACCACUCUCUCGGCACAACCUCCUACCACUAGCCGCUACGAGAACCAGAAACGCCGUGAUUGGAACACUUUCUGCCAAUACCUCAGAAACCAUCGUCCACCACUCUCUCUACCGUCUUGCAGCGGCGCACACGUCAUAGAGUUUCUGCGUUACCUUGACCAGUUCGGGAAAACCAAAGUCCACAACCAAAACUGCGCCUUCUUUGGCCUCCCAGAUCCUCCGGAGCCUUGUCCUUGUCCUCUCCGACAAGCUUGGGGCUCACUUGACGCUCUUAUCGGUCGUCUCCGUGCCGCCUACGAGGAGAACGGUGGAGCUCCCGAGAUCAGCCCUUUUGGCUCAAGUUCAGUCAGGAUUUUCCUAAGAGAGGUUAGAGAUUUUCAGGCUAAAGCACGUGGCGUUAGCUACGAGAAGAAGAGGAAAAGGGUCAAUAACAAGCAAAUAACCCAAUCGUGUUUGCAGCCGCCUCUACAUACAGCCGCACUGGCGCAAGGUCAGCCUAUGAUGGCUAAGUAUCACCACAGUGAAACUUAAUGAUGUCAUAUAACUUCGACAAAUAAGUACGCUCGUAUCAUCUGUAGCUAUUUAUACGCACCAGCCUUUGUAUUUGUAUAAUGUAAUAUCCCUACUUUACUCCAUCUACCGUUAUCUAUUGUUAUUAGACUA
This is a messenger RNA of Brassica napus (rape), 2427 nucleotides long. Its product is annotated as protein LIGHT-DEPENDENT SHORT HYPOCOTYLS 2. The coding region runs from base 1723 to 2295 and encodes 190 amino acids. The transcript has a single exon. Gene Ontology annotation, cellular component: nucleus. Gene Ontology annotation, biological process: response to light stimulus; mRNA transcription. The record is from RefSeq and is a predicted model, not a curated record. NCBI's taxonomy places the organism in Eukaryota, Viridiplantae, Streptophyta, Magnoliopsida, Brassicales, Brassicaceae.